AUGUCAAGAUUGAUCUACAGAAGUCCUGUAGGUCUGCGAUAUCUGAGCUGUUGCCCUUUACUCCAGAGAAGUGCUGGUGGGGCGGGAAAUGUAUUGCCAACGCCAGUGGAGAUUUUAAAUUAUGUCAAUGAAAAGCUCGAGAGAGGAGAAUUGUCCUCGAUCAAGACAUAUAAAAAUAAGCUGAUUAGGCAUCAUGGAAAUAAGUACGUUUACCUGGUGAGCCAAUUGAAAAUUCUUGUGGAAACUCAGACUAAGUUUAGUAUCGAUGACAAUUUCCUGAGCAUGAUAUUCUACAGGCAUUCAGGAACGGAUCAAUACUUUGCAUUUUCAAAGAAACUAAGUGCAAUUCUGGAUUCAAAAGCAAGUACCGAAGAAAAAAUAGAUGCUCUUUAUAGGGCAAUCCGACUCCAGCACGCGCUCUACCCUACACUGGCGCGGCAGCGGGGAAUCCUGGUACCCGAUGACGUUCAUCAAUGGUUCUGGGUCAACAUUCCAAAAAGCAAGUCAUUUACGCAUUAUUAUUUUCUCAUACAAAACGACGUUCUGCUUUCGUCUCCAAAGUGCAGUAAGUUCAUGAACAGAUUAUUAAAAGGAUCAGAGAUGGACAUUGAGCUAGUAACGUUCCAAAUUUUCUUACAUGACCCUAAGCAUCAAGAAAUUUUCUAUUCCAAGUUUGUUACGUUGUACAACUUUUCUCAACUGAGCACCCUUACCAACUUUUUGAUUGAUAGAAGUGAUUUUAGGCACACUAAGGUUUAUUUCAGUGCUUUACUUUCGAGACUCGAAAAACACGAACUUCUUGAUGCUAGGCUGGCUCAAAAAGAACGAAACGCGGUAUUUAUAAAAUUUGUGACUACGCUGCUGAACUUUUUGAAAAGAACUUCUAAUCAUGAGAUGUUUUUGGAUACGCUCUCGAUGAUUAUGACUUUCGUCCAUAAACAAAAACUGUCUGCUCGAUUUUUACACUAUCCGCUUCUGUUGACCUUACAAUACUUGCGAGCUGCAGAUCAGCACUCGGAUGUGCUGAAGCUUAUAUCAUUGAUUCAAGCGUUUCCAUUGCCGCGACACUUCAAAUUCGAUCAAAUCUUGAUUGGUGAAAUAAUUUCAACCCUGAGGUUUUUCAAUGAUCCAAAAAUGACCAUCAGUUAUAUCAUUACCGCAUAUACGAACCGAAACACCGUUCAAUUAUUGAAUGAGCUCGGGAUAUGGAGUUUAGUUCAUUACAGUACAGUGAGAACUCUACCUGAGCAGCAGCUCAAAAGGGACGGGGCUACUUCAGAUGCUUGCAAUAUUCAAAUUUCUAAACGGUUAAAAACAUCUGUUUUACCCAAUACUGUUGUCUUAACAGAGCUCUAUCGCAUAACUUUAGACUUUUGCCACGCUUCUCUUCCGGAAGCGGAAUUCAAGCAAAUCGUCAUUGACCUCUUUCGAAAAUAUAAAGAGACAUUACAAAGAAGAAAAAAUCUAUUUUAUAAUCCUGAUUGUGGUAUUUUGAAUGUCUUCAUUUACAAUUUACGUUACAAGCUUAGGGAAGACCGUCUGGUGUACGAAAUUGUGAAGGAGUUUUAUGGGUCAGGUAUUGAACUACCUUCUAAUGUAUCCUCUCCUUUUGGUCUUGUACUCUAUCACAACUACAUGCUUACGCAAUCAGAAGUUUCUACACUUCUUUUUCUAAUGGAGAAGAAUAAAAUUCCCUUAGAUUUUCGUGUUAUAGUCUCGAUGGUUUUCCGAUAUCUCAAAUUGAACCAAGUAGAUGAGGCGCACUUAUGGUAUCAGAAGCUAUUGCAUGCAGGGUUUCCGAUCAAUCACAGAAGUCUUUUGAAAUGUGCAAUUGAAAACAAUUGGAAAUUACCGAAUGGCGUUGAGACUGAAUUGCUGCUACAAGAAACAUGCGAUGAAUCUGCUUCGAAAUAUGAGGGCUUGGAAGAUCUCUUGGGAGACGAAUUUUUCGAGGAGGACUUUGAAGACAAGCAAAUAUUUGCCAAUAAUCUCAUAGAGCUUUGGGGAUCACUCAGGGAUCCCAUUAAUUCAUCUUGUAAAUAG
This is a messenger RNA of Lachancea fermentati, 2043 nucleotides long. The record is from the annotation of a GenBank genome assembly. NCBI's taxonomy places the organism in Eukaryota, Fungi, Ascomycota, Saccharomycetes, Saccharomycetales, Saccharomycetaceae.